Messenger RNA from Chenopodium quinoa (quinoa), 797 nucleotides. Its product is annotated as E3 ubiquitin ligase BIG BROTHER-related-like. Gene Ontology annotation, molecular function: ubiquitin protein ligase activity. Lineage: Eukaryota; Viridiplantae; Streptophyta; Magnoliopsida; Caryophyllales; Amaranthaceae. The transcript has a single exon. The record is from RefSeq and is a predicted model, not a curated record. Gene Ontology annotation, biological process: protein ubiquitination. Bases 1 to 777 code for a protein of 258 amino acids.
AUGGAGUGUUUAACAUCAUCAACAAUACGAGGGGUAGAAGUUACAUGUUGGGUGAUGGAGCCAAACAAUACUACUAGUAAUGAUGACCAGAAGCCGGUUGAUGAUCUCUUUACCGUUCACCUAUCGUACCAAGAAGACGGCCUCGACGACGUGAACGUGAAAACAAUACAUGUGAGUUUAGAGUUGAAGAGAGAGUCCACUUAUUGGGAAUGGCAAGAUGCCGUCAUGAAUUGCCUCAAGGAUAAUGAUGUUGAAAUUAAUGCUUGGGAUUAUAUUGUUGAUGUUGUGGUACAAAGUUGUGAGAUCAUGCUCGAUGAUGUUCGCGAUUCUGGCCGUAAGUCACUUGUUAUGUACGUCAAGGCCGAAGUGUACCAUGUGGAUGACGAGGAGGGUGGGGAUGAUCACGCGUACGACGACUAUGAUGAUGAGCCGAUGGAGAUGGAAGAAGUGGAGGUUCCUGGUCUCGAGGAGGAGGAAGAGGAGCCUAUGUACUUGGAUGAUACCGACAAUGAGGAGAUUAUUGAGGUUCGAAGGAAGACAUACAUAGAAUUUUGUCUAGAAGCAAGUGGAGUAGGGUUUUAUGAUGGAUAUUCAAGGGCUAAGGAGAAUUGCUCAAUAUGUUUAGAGGAGUUUGGGAAGUCGGACAAUGUGGCGAUGCUUCCUUGCUCUCAUGUAUAUCACAAGAAUUGCUUUCUUGGUUGGAUAUAUAAGAAAAAAGAAACAUGUCCGUUAUGUCGAUCGAAGUUAUUACGUGUUAAUUGGGGUACUUUCAAAUAACAAAGGGAUAUAUAAUUUUG